Molecule: messenger RNA, 2147 nt
Organism: Hyalella azteca
Lineage: Eukaryota; Metazoa; Arthropoda; Malacostraca; Amphipoda; Hyalellidae
Exons: 8
Coding region: 285-2147 (620 amino acids)
Source: RefSeq, a predicted model, not a curated record
UAUUUAUGAUUAUUGAAUUGACAUUCUUCAUUUCAGAUGUUACUAUCUGGUAGUCUGCCAGUCUGGAAGCUGCAUUUUGUGUACAGAAAGAAUCAGUUGAAAUAUAUUCUUCAAAGUAGGACCAUGAAGCAUUAUCAUGGUCGAAACAAUGUGACUAACAUUGUUCACAAAGUUCAGAGUAUUUUGGACUUUGGUUCUAAUUCUUCUUUUUGUAUGUGAUAUUUGAAUACUUCAGGUAACAAUUUAAAUGAUCAAUUUAUCCAAUUUUGCAGUUUGUAGACAUCAUGAUAGUUAAAGAUCAAGAAGUGCCAUUGUUUGAAGAUGCUGUAGGACAAUCAAGUUCAGAGAGGCAAGUGUGUCUUCUGUGUGGAGCUGUUAGCUUUGCCGAUCAAAGAAAAUUCUACCAGUCCCUGGAGCUAUUGGCUCUGAAAACCAAGUGUAGUGGCUCAUCCAUGCUCACCAUCUUGACUAAGAUUGUUGGUUCACAUCACCAGUACAAAAGUAAUGAUGCAGUUUGCAGCCAGUGCUAUAACAGUCUCAACCUGCUUGAUGAGCUCCACACUCAAGCUCAGCAGCUGCAAAGUCACCUUGUUUUAACUUACCGCAGCACUCGACGACGGCAAGAAGAACCUCCACUUGCAUGCUCAGAGGCGGUGAGGAGUCUGCUCAGCCAGUCCCAGCUGCUGCAGUCUGGCGUCACUAUUGAUGCAACACCAAGCUUGUCUCUGACAUACACCAAGUCACCGCCACCCAAGAGACGUCGUGUCGUGGCGCGCUCUGCCGAAGAAUUCUUACGUGAUGCUAACCACUGCUGUGACUACCUAUGCUCACAUGCUCCUGUAGAUUCUUCCUCAUCCAACUCAUCGUACCGGCAAUGGUUACCUCCUGAAUUUCCUGAAUAUAUUCCUUUGUCUAGCCACACAACUCCCUCCUUUAUGCGCUCUGAACAUAAUGACUGUUUGCCCACCAACAAAAGCUCCUCAGCUUGCAGCCAAGACACAAUACUAAAGUGUUCUGUAGGAGACCUCAGCCAGUCUCUCUUUGCGUCCAACCCAAGUACUCUUUUCAAUAUAAGAUCUAAUUUAUCAUAUUCUAGUGUUAAUUCAUCUUCUAAUCCCAACUACCGAUUAUUCAAACAACCUAAUUCAAGGGCCAAAGCUACAGAAAUCGGCCAAGAUAUCGAGCAAACUUUGCCGAAAGUUGUCGCCAAAUUCAUCACUCCAUCUCUGAAGAGCGUCAUCUCGUCGCCCCGCCGACUCGUCAAUGACGAGCGCCUGUCUCGUCUUGACGACAGUGUGCAGGUUGUGAGCAUCUCUCGAGACGUGGCGACUGGCCACGAACCUGACGAUGAUGACGUGAAGUCGACGAGUGACAGCAGUUGUGACGAAUCUAGUGUGCCUGCUGCUUCUGCCGCCUUUGGUGGUGUAUCUGCACCCGGUAGUGGCGAGGCUGGCAGCCUGGCGGCGGAAGUGACGCAGGCGGCCAUGUUACUGAGCAACCCUGAGGCCUCAUCGCUGCUGCAGUCCUUCCUCACGACGUCGCUGUGGAUGGCCACGCCUGCUGACGGCGAUAACAACGGUCACGUCACCAAAGAUGGCGCUGCCAAACCCCAUCAUCACACGCGCGCCAACUCCGAUGACGAAGAUGAUGAUACUGCCGUCACGGAGCUGAGCGAGGACGUGACGCGGGAGAGCCUCAACGCCGUAGCGGCUACGCUGACCAGAACUACGCGACGAGAGCUCAAGAACACAGGACAAAGCUACGUCAACACGCGCGGCAAGACGAUAGAGGCGAAGCACGUUGCGCCCCAGGACUGCUCCAAAUGCGUGCUGCGCUGCGGGGCGAAGCUGUCAGAAGCCGAUCGGCAGAGCAUCUUCGCCGAGUACUGGGGCCUCGCGGACUACGCGAAGCAGCGGGAGUAUCUCGCGCACCACAUGCACCGCGAGGAGAAGCUCGGCCCCAGCGGCCUCACGCGCACCGUCGUACUCUACUACCUCACGCACCACACCAAAGUUCAGGUGUGCCGGCAGUUCUUCCUGAAGACGCUGUGCGUGUCGGAGAAGGCGUCGCGCAUUGUGCUCGAAAAGAAAAUGCGCGGGGACUUCGGUGCGCCUGAGCCUCCGCCUCCUGCUUGGUUUACGGACUGA